This is a messenger RNA of Rhopalosiphum maidis (corn leaf aphid), 737 nucleotides long. It is a transcript of the gene pen-2, whose product is annotated as gamma-secretase subunit PEN-2. The transcript has 2 exons. Bases 3 to 560 code for a protein of 185 amino acids. The record is from RefSeq and is a predicted model, not a curated record. Gene Ontology annotation, cellular component: gamma-secretase complex. NCBI's taxonomy places the organism in Eukaryota, Metazoa, Arthropoda, Insecta, Hemiptera, Aphididae. Gene Ontology annotation, biological process: Notch receptor processing.
UUAUGAAUAGUAUAUUAAUAAGUAGUAGUUGUGCCUAUCUACAUUUCUUAGUAAAAUGUCUUAGUAAAUAUAAACAAUUUUUGGUAUUUUCAGUUUCAGUUAUUUGUGCUCAACUUUUUAUUCAAAUGAACGUGUCAUCAAAUCCAACAACUUCACAAGCAAAUGAAACUGAAAAUCAGUAUCCAGAAGUAAGAAUUCGUCAAAAUCCACAAACCCAUCAUGUGCAUGCUGGAGAUCAAACUGAACAUAGACCACCCCCAAAUUGGAGAACAAGUAUAAAAAUGGAUGAAAAGCUAACUAUCUGUCGUAUAUAUUAUAUUGCAGGAUUUUUCUUGUUGCCAUUUUUUUGGUUGGUAAAUUUUGUAUGGCAUUAUAAUGAUGCUUACUUAGCUGAACCAUUUGAAGAACAGCCACAAUUUAGGCGCUAUGUUCUGAGAUCAGGUAUUGGCUUCAUUUUUUGGUCUGUGUUACUUAUUGGUUGGGUAUUUUACUUUCAAACACAAAGGAAUUAUUAUAACUGGGACUAUCUAACCUUUAAUUUCCCUACUGGAUCUGCUUAAAUUGAUCGAGGAAUUAACCUGUUCUCUAUUACUUAAGUAUUUUAUUUUUUUAUGUAAUAUUUAAUAACUAUUAAUGUAAAAAAAAUAAAUAAUAUUAAUAUGAUUUUUAUAACAACAAAUAUUAUUAAUUUUUAAUUCCAUACCUACCAAAAUGUUGGAUCAAAUAUUAUUAUUGUA